Molecule: messenger RNA, 1008 nt
Organism: Neoarthrinium moseri
Lineage: Eukaryota; Fungi; Ascomycota; Sordariomycetes; Amphisphaeriales; Apiosporaceae
Exons: 4
Coding region: 1-1008 (335 amino acids)
Biological process (GO): chromatin organization; negative regulation of transcription by RNA polymerase II
Cellular component (GO): pericentric heterochromatin
Molecular function (GO): chromatin binding
Source: RefSeq, a predicted model, not a curated record
AUGUCCGGGCUGUUCCAAAACAUCAAGGAGGUCUUCUCCCCAGCUCCAUCGAGAAAAUUCAAUCCCGAUCCACCAGCACCCGCAGACGGCGACACUGGCAACCUGAGCGACGACAGCAUGCCGCGCGGAACCAAAAGAAAGCCCGACCCUUAUGAUGUGGUCGACGACGACGGAGCCGAGGAAUCCGCCGUCCGAACCCCCUUGGCUCAACGACUGAGCAGAUCGCGCGUGUCGAGUGAAGUGCCGUCAGGAUCCAAGCCACGACAGUCCGCUGGCAAGAUUAAGCGUCGCAGUCAAUCGUUGGCAAAGAGGUCAACUCCAAGAGGCGGAGCUCCUGUCGUCAGCCCGGAAAAAGCACCAGCCGAAACCACCAGGGACGAUGACGAUGACGAAACGGACUCUCGAGCAUCUAGGGCACCAGUGGCAAAUAUGGGCGGCUCUGAACUCACCAAACAGGGAGCCGAAAGCAAAGACCAGGAGAAGCUGAGUGAAGAGAAGCCAACUGAGCAAGACGCGGAAAAAUUGCUCGUCAAAGCUUUAGACGAGGGUCGAAGCGAUGGCGCCGACGGCGUGCAUGAGGUUGAGAAGUUGCUCCGACACCGAUGCAUCUCUGACGGAACUGUCGAGUUUUUGGUCCACUGGGCUGGGGAGAAAGAAGAAGAGGCCACCUACGAGCCUGAGGACGCGAUUCAAGACGGUGCUGCUGAGAUGCUGUAUGAGUACUGGAAAAAGCUUCGCGGUCGUUCUAAACAGCUCUUUGACAAGGAGAAGAACCGCGAGGCUUACUUUGUCUUCAAGAUCUUGGACCACAAGAAGGAAAAGUCGAUCAUGUCGAUGAAAGUCCAAUGGGUGGGAUAUCCAGGUACCGACGAAGACACGACCUGGGAGCCCGAGACAAAGCUCAAGAAAAUUGCGAAAGAAUCAUUGGACAAGUACUGGGAAGCGCAGGGCGGUCGAGAAAAGUACGUGGGGAAGCGCGGCCGAGGCAAGAAGGCAAAGAUUGGGUAG